Molecule: messenger RNA, 1317 nt
Organism: Thecamonas trahens ATCC 50062
Lineage: Eukaryota; Apusomonadida; Apusomonadidae
Exons: 1
Coding region: 1-1317 (438 amino acids)
Biological process (GO): endoplasmic reticulum unfolded protein response
Molecular function (GO): protein binding
Source: RefSeq, a predicted model, not a curated record
AUGGCCGAGAGUGUGCUGCUGAAGCUCAAAAGUGCCAAUGGGGCUGCGGCGUUCUACUUGGUCGCCCGCACCUCAUGGCGGGUGAGCCAGUUGAAGAACGUUCUCGAAGCGCAUCAUCCCUCGCAUCCGCCAGCACUCUGUCAGAAGCUGGUCUUUGCCGGCGCCAUCCUCAAAGACUCGAACACACUCGCACAUGUCUUUGCAAAGCUUGCCGCUGCCGGAUCAUCGUAUGAUGCAGACGGUGUCACCAUGCACUUGGUCUUUCCCGCGUCAAACGUCAACGCCGAGGCUCUGCCCAACUCGCCGCUCACCGCCCCGGCGCCGCGCCUACCUGGCGAUGCCGACGGCGCUGUCUUGCCCAAGGUGACAGACAAAGAUGCGCCUGCACUGCCGGAUGCAGUAGCCCAGCAGGGCGAGGGCCAGGCGGAAGUCGGCGGCGAGGACGGGUUUACACUCCCGCGGGUCGAGGCGGUGUACAGUCCGCUCGGCUCGCCGACACUGGUACCGGUGGCGAGCCCAGAGGCAGCGAUGGCCCAGUACUACGCCACCUACUACGCCGAAUACUACCGCGCGUGGUACGAGGCCCAGCUGGCGGACGGGUGCCAGCAGCCGAACGACGUGGCGAGCCCGCUGGUGGACGCCGUGGCGGCAGGCAACGGCGGCGAGAUGGAAGAAGCCGGCGAGGCUGCAGGAGGCGAAGCCGAGGCCGAGGCUGAGGCCGACGCCGCGGUUGGCGGUGGUGGUGCCGGCGGCUGGUUGCGUGCCGGAGUCGGUGCCGCCGCCUGGGCCGCUCCGAUGCUGGUCAAAUGCGGCGUCCUCCUCUCAAUGCUCGCACCAGCAAUCACAACCGACGAGCUGAUGCUUGUGGGUGGGCUAGCGAUCGCUGUGGUCAUUGCCCAGAUGCUCAUCCGGUUCCACAUCCAGCGCCGCAACGACGCAUUCAACGAGCGGGUCCGCCUGCUCCGCGAGGCGCGCGAGGCUGCCGAGGCCGCGGCUGCCGCUGCAGCUGAGAUCCAGGCGGCGCAGGCCGCCGACGAUGCGGCUGCCGAGGCUACUGCGGCCCCCGCCGAAGCUGAUGCCGCCGCUCAGGCAGCAGCGCGGCUGCAGCAGCUGCAGGCUGAACAGAAUGCGCCGCCGGCGUCGAUUGUCUCGCGGGUGUACCACGAGGCUGUGGGCCUCCUCGCGCCGUUCAUCAUGUCGCUCUUCCCGGCCUACCGCCCACCGGAUCGGGUUCCUGACCAUCUGCUCCAGCCCGCACAGCCACCAGCACCGCCAGCCGAACGUGAUCCCGCUGUUCCUGUCCCACCAGCCCAGUAG